AUGGCAACCACCACCCAAACCCAAGUCCUCUCCCUCCACCAAAAGCCGUCCCGGGCAUCGUCAACAGCUUCAUCUCUUCCACCCUACGAAGCCGGCAGCUACCAACUCAGAGCACUGUCAGCAACAUCCUCCCACUCCAGCUCUUCUUCACCUCCCAAGUACUACGACGACGCCCCCCAUCACCACCAUGUCGACGUCUAUAGCUUGUCGUCAUCGCCUCAACCACCAUACUUUCACUGCACAAAGGCCUUCCAGGUCGAAGCCCAAGGCCGCCCCCUCAUCGCCCUGCCCACGCCCCCUCGCCCCAUCCCCAUCCGGAUAUACAACGUAGAUGUCGCCUCUGGCACAGUCGCAGACCUCGCCUACGAAUCCAUCCGCCCCCUCCGCUGUUCCGGCAACAGCAUCCUCAUCCGCGCAGGCGACGUGAACAACAACAACAUCAACAACAACAACCUCGUCUGCAGAACUACAUACCGCUGGGGCCCCGGCCGCCCGCCCAAAAUCGAGCUCGUCACAGGCCACGGCGAGGAAGGUGAGGAAGAAGAAGAAGAAGAAAUUCAAGUCGUGAACAAGGGGCUCGCCACGCGGGCGCAAGUCUUUCGCACGCAGCAUCUCGGUACCUUUGAGUGGCGUUAUGCGGGGCGGGGGGAGAGGAAGAAGGCUGCUGCUGCGGGAGGAGGAGGAGGAGGAGGAGCGGAUGAUAGCUUGCUGGUGCUGGAUCGAAUCGUCAUGGUUGCUUCGGAGGGCGGGUUGGGGCAGCAGGAGGAGAGGAGGGUUCCCGUGGCGCGGUUUGUGCGGAACGAGGAGGUGAGGACGAGGGGGACGAAGGCGACGACGGCGGGGAACGGGGGAAGGUUGAUGGUUGAUUUGAGGGAGUGGGAGGGGGUCAAGGGGGAGAUGGAGCGGGUGGAGGUUUUGGUGGUGGCGAGUUGUUUGGUCAUGUUGAAGAAGGAGGUUGAUCGGAGGAGGAUGCAGCAGGCCAUUGCUACGGUGUCGCUUAUUGGUUGA
Trichoderma citrinoviride is the source of this 1008-nucleotide messenger RNA. RefSeq lists its product as hypothetical. The transcript has a single exon. Lineage: Eukaryota; Fungi; Ascomycota; Sordariomycetes; Hypocreales; Hypocreaceae. The record is from RefSeq and is a predicted model, not a curated record. The coding region runs from base 1 to 1008 and encodes 335 amino acids.